This is a messenger RNA of Hyposmocoma kahamanoa, 774 nucleotides long. RefSeq lists its product as uncharacterized. NCBI's taxonomy places the organism in Eukaryota, Metazoa, Arthropoda, Insecta, Lepidoptera, Cosmopterigidae. The transcript is spliced from 2 exons. The record is from RefSeq and is a predicted model, not a curated record. Bases 1 to 774 code for a protein of 257 amino acids.
AUGCCCAGGGUCAGAGGGACCCCGGGCAAAAAGAGUGUGUACUGGUGGACCGCGGAGAUUGGGGACCUCCGCACCGCCAGUACCGCGGCCCGGCGGGCCUACGGCCGAUGCCGCCGCAGGCGCCACACUCAAAGUGAGGAGAGAAGGCUCCACAGCGCCCUUCAGGGUGCGAGGCAGGCCCUGAAGGUCGCAAUAGGGCGGGCCAAGGACUCUGCGAAAGAGGAGUUCUUGGCCACCCUGGACGCGGACCCAUGGGGGAGGCCGUACAAAGUUGUGCGCAACAAAAUGUACGGCGCAUCUCCCAUGGAGUCACUGGAGCUGGAUCUCCUCAACCGGGUGGUGGAGGGCCUUUUCCCCGAACCGCAGCCCUUCAUCCCACCGGCCAUGGUGCCCCCCAGAGCAGACGGGGGGCAGACUGAGGAACCCCCCCCGGAAAUCACCGAGGGGGUGUUGGAGUGGGCGGUGGGACGGCUGCGGGGGCGGAAGAAGGCUCCCGGCCCGGACGGGGUACCGGGACGAGUCCUUCGCAUUGCCCUGAAGCAUCUCGGGACCCGCCUUAAGCAUCUCAUGGAUGACUGCUUGAGGACGGGGUUGUUCACGAGAUGCUGGAAGGAGGGAAGGCUCGUCCUGGUGCCCAAACCGGGCCGACCUGCGGAUUCCCCCUCUGGGUUCAGGCCCCUCGUCCUGUUGGACGAGGUGGCGAAGAUCCUGGAGCGAAUCAUGGUAGAAUGUAAUAUCCUUAAAGUGGCGGAAAAAGAUAUCGCACUGGAAUAG